Molecule: messenger RNA, 1911 nt
Organism: Neocloeon triangulifer
Lineage: Eukaryota; Metazoa; Arthropoda; Insecta; Ephemeroptera; Baetidae
Product: zinc finger protein 385B
Exons: 9
Coding region: 98-1765 (555 amino acids)
Molecular function (GO): zinc ion binding; nucleic acid binding
Source: RefSeq, a predicted model, not a curated record
CUUCUUGCAUCUUCUAAAAAGAAAACAAGCAGAAAAUCAGGUGUCAGGUGCACCGAAAAUCAUUCACUUCAAAGGACCGCAAUCAAUUUGCGCGAUCAUGGACUGGCGAAGCAAUCAAUGGGAUCACGAAGAAAUAAAUUACUUCAGAAAUGUUCCACCACCAGCAAACGUGCCGCAGUUCAACCCUAACAACUUUACCAUUCCGUCGUGUCAAAAUACGUCGUCCUUCUCGUCUUUUAGAAAUGAUGAAUUUAGAUCUCCAAUGGCUGACUUGGACUAUGGAGAAGGGCCUCCGAUGGAGCGGAAGAGAAGAGUCCCGUAUCGAGGCCCGGCGCCUCACCGAAACCCAGCCCCCGGUCCAAUGGGUUUAAGUGGGCCGUGGCAGGAUGGACCUGGUGGUGGUCCACCCCCUCAAGAUUUCAGAAAUAGACCGCGUGGAUCUUUUAGAAGACCUGGUUUCGGACAACCUACAAGGUCUCAUUUUCCAGAUCAGCAUUCAGCGAAUGAUCAACAUAUGCAUCCAAGGCCACCUCCACUGUUCAAAGAUGCCCCUAAAAACAAAAAGGCCAGUCCUUACAAUAUGAGUGUCAACCCCUCUGGCAAGGUUGAUGUUGCAGCAGCUAAGCAAAAAUUGCUUGAAUCAGUCCUUAACAGUAAGGACAUGUCUUUGCCAAAGGAAUUGCUUGAAAUGUUUAGCCCGCUGAAGUGUGACCUUUGUAACGCCAAAAUGAACUCGACUGUUAUGGCUAAGCUACACUAUAGUGGGAAAACUCACGAAAAGAAAGUUCGGCAGUACAUGGCUAACCACAAAGGACCGGAGAGUGAAGCCUCUGAAGCUAAAAAGCCAAAACUUAGUGAUGAAAGUGGUUCAACAAAGCCCAUUUUGAUCACCGCAAAUUUGAAACUGGAAGAAUCUGAAGAAAGUACCUCUAUCCCUUCAAACAAUCAGAGCAAUGGUUCACUCGAAAAGCAGUCAGCUGUGAUUGAAAGUCAGAAAAUGGAGUGUGUCCAUUGCAAUGUGUCGUUUGUUUCACCUGUACAGGCAGCUCAGCACUUUAUGAGUAGAAACCAUUUUAGGAGGAUGAAAGGACUGGAUCCCAAAAAUGCAAAAUAUUACAAUCCUGAAACUUGCGAGUGGCAAGUAAAGCCAAUGCAAGCUCCAGCUGAGGACCCUACGGGGAGAUUUGGAAUUGGAUCUGAAUUUGUGAGCCCCCCUGAUGAGGUCGUCUCUGUAAGUGUGAUCAUGCCCAAAGCGCCUCCUGACAAGUCGUUGAAGGUCUAUUGUGAUGUGUGCGACUGUUACACAACAUCCCAAGAUCAAAUGCAAAACCACCUUAAGGGAAGUCGACAUCAGAAAAAAUGGGCUGCCAAGCAAAAAUCUCAAGCUAAUCUACCCCAAGGGAUCUUUUUAGAGGAGCCAGCCCCACCAAAGGAAACUCUUCUCUCAGCAGCUUCAAAGGAUAACAAGCAAGGUGUCAAAAAGCCUGGCACUGCUUCCGACAUGGCAAAUUUCCGAACUCCCUCUGGAAAUUACUACUGCUCUAUUUGCAAUCUCUCUGUAAACUCGGAGAGCCAAUUCAAGACUCAUUCAGAGAGCAAGAAGCACAAAUCUAAACUGGCCACAAUCAAGCCGGCUCCUAACUCUGCAGUGAAAAUAGAGGUGAAAUGGGACCCUCUUGCAGCUCCAUCUGAAGACGCAAGUGGCAAAAGUUUCGGCUUGAUACCUACCGAUGGAGAGCCGGUUGCAACAAAAAUGGAAAAAUAGAUCAAAGGCACAUCUUGUCUUAGAUUCCCACACGCUGUUAAUUUGUAUUGUUGUUUGUUGUGUAUAUUUUGAAUUUUGAUCAAGUUAGUGUGAUGUAUGGUGUUCCAUAUAAACUGCUAAUUUAAUAAAUUAAUAUUGAACCCAGA